AUGGGCGAGGAACAGUACCAAUGUAACGUGUGUGAAAAGUCAUUCAACAAAAAAUGCCAUCUGACGGUACACCAGCGAAUGCACACUGGAGAGAAGAUGUAUCCAUGCGACAUAUGCGACAAGUCAUUCAGUGAAAGUGGCAAUUUGGCGAAGCACCAGGGGACGCACACUGGAGAGAAGCCGUAUCCGUGUGACAUAUGUGACAAGUCAUUCAGUGUAAGUGACAGUUUGGUGAAGCACCGGCGAACGCACACUGGAGAGAAGCCGUAUCCGUGUGACAUAUGUGACAAGUCUUUUAGUUUAAGUGGCAGUUUGGCGAAGCACCGGCGGACGCACACUGGAGAGAAACCGUAUCCGUGUGACAUAUGCGACAAGUCAUUCAGCGAAAGUAGCAGUUUGGCGAAGCACCGGCGGACGCACACUGGAGAGAAACCGUAUCCAUGCGAGAUAUGCGACAAGUCAUUCAGUGAAAGUGGCAGUUUGGCGAAGCACCGGCGGACGCACACUGGAGAGAAGCCGUAUCCGUGUGACAUAUGUGACAAGUCUUUUAGUUUAAGUGGACAUUUGACGAUACACAGGCGGACGCACACUGGAGAGAAACCGUAUCCAUGUGAAAUAUGUGACAAGUCAUUCAGUGUAAAUGUCAAUUUAGUGAAGCACCGGCGAACGCACACUGGAGAGAAGCCGUAUCCGUGUGACAUAUGCGACAAGUCAUUCAGUGUAAAUGUCAAUUUAGUGAAGCACCGGCGAACGCACACUGGAGAGAAGCCGUAUCCGUGCGAUAUAUGCGACAAGUCAUUCAGUGAAAGUAGCAGUUUGGCGAAGCACCGGCGGACGCACACUGGAGAGAAACCGUAUCCAUGCGAGAUAUGCGACAAGUCAUUCAGUGAAAGUGGCAGUUUGGCGAAGCACCGGCGGUCGCACACUGGAGAGAAGCCGUAUCCGUGUGACAUAUGUGACAAGUCUUUUAGUCAAAGUGGAAAUUUGACGAUACACAGGCGGACGCACACAGGAGAGAAGCCGUAUCCGUGUGACAUAUGUGACAAGUCUUUUAGUCAAAGUGGACAUUUGACGAUACACAGGCGGACGCACACUGGAGAGAAACCGUAUCCAUGUGAAAUAUGUGACAAGUCGUUCAACAAUAGCAAUCAUUUGACGGUACACCGGCGGACGCACACUGGAGAGAAACCGUAUCCAUGUGAAAUAUGUGACAAGUCGUUCAACAAUAGCAAUCAUUUGACGGUACACCGGAGGAAGCACACUGGAGAGAAGCCGUAUCCGUGUGACAUAUGUGACAAGUCUUUUAGUCAAAGUGGCAGUUUGGCGAAGCACCGGCAGACGCACACUGGAGAGAAGCCGUACCAAUUCGACAUGUGAGACAAGUCUUUUGGUUUAAAUAACAUUUUAAAGAAUCACUGGAUUAAAAUGGCACACUGACGUUACACCACCAGAGACAUGAAGGCCGGAUCUGAGUUAUAUUAUCUUUGAUCUUUAGAUCAUUUCACCGAUGUGAAAUUUCGUCAUCGUAUGAAGGCCACAUGUUCAUUUUUCAUUAAUCAUUAAUUACUUUCUCAAUAAUGA
Molecule: messenger RNA, 1581 nt
Organism: Acyrthosiphon pisum (pea aphid)
Lineage: Eukaryota; Metazoa; Arthropoda; Insecta; Hemiptera; Aphididae
Product: zinc finger protein 271-like
Exons: 1
Coding region: 1-1377 (458 amino acids)
Biological process (GO): regulation of gene expression
Cellular component (GO): nucleus
Source: RefSeq, a predicted model, not a curated record